UCUUGUGGGACUUGUUCAGGCAAGCAAGAAGUCUUUAUUCAUUUUGACUGAUUUCAUUUUAAAUAAAUUUUUUGUAUUGCUUUUUAUGGUGGAUAGUCAUUUGUAAAAUUUGGAAAUUUUCGAUAAAAAGUACAUUAAAAUAAAUUUUCGUUAUUGAAAAAGUGAAAAUAUUUUUAACUAUUGAUUUUUUUCAACUAAAUUUAGAAAUAUAAUAAGUUAAAAAUAAUUUUUUUGUUAAAUACAACUGUGGUAAUUUAAAAAAAAAGAACAAAAAAUAGUCACUAGAAAAUUAAUACACACUAAAUAAUAUACAAGUUAUAUACAUACAUAAAACUUUAGAUGUGGUAUAUAAAAUAGAUGAUAUUAUAAAUUAAAAAUAAAUGUUAUUUACCUAUUAAAUAAAAUUUCAAAAUGAAUCCACAAACACUUUACAAGGAAUGCUUGUCCACGUAUGUGUCUAAUUUAAAUUAUGAUGUAAAAUCUUUGGAAAAAGUAAAAUAUUUAAAACAUUUGCCACCUAUAGUUUUGGCCGAUAUCUAUGCAAAGAUGGCAAGAAAAAAUAAACUUCGUGAUAUGUUAAAUGAACAGUUGACUGAUCUAGAAGUAUUUGGUCGACUUUUACGUAUUAGUGCAGCACGCCAAAAGCUAUUUAAAUGCUUAUCAGCUCUAAUGAGCAGCGGUAAACCAUUAGCAACUCAAUUACAAAAUAAAUUUAUAAUGCGUUAUGUGAUGAUGCCAAAAGUUCAGCUAUCGAAUACUUCUGAAAUAAUAUCACAAACAUAUCAAACAUUUAGCGAUGAUUUCGAUGAUAAUGCAAUUGAUUUUGGUUUACGUCUAGGUUCAUUUUUAUCAGAAGCCGGCUGGUUAUCCGAGAGUAUUAAUAUUUUAUCAUGUGUUGCUAGUCGUUUAGAACGAUGUGAAUUAACUCAAUCUACUUUACUUUUACGUCUGGAUUGUUUGCAAAGAUUGUUACAUUCAGAAGCAAAUUUAUGUAGUUUUAAAUCGGCUGAUCGUACUUAUCAGACUAUUAUGGAUCUUGUAAAGUCUUCAAAUAGUAGCUUUUUGAAUAAAUUUACAACAACAUCCUAUGUUUUGCCUAAAUCAUUAUUAGCUAAUAUAUAUGCGCAAUUAUCGGUGUUAUUCUUUGCUAGAAGUGAAUAUACGAAAAGUUAUGAGUGGAGUAUAAAGGCAUUGAAUUGUUUAAAUUCAACAACUCCAGAAAAAAUUGUGAUUGAUGUUUUGCGUCAGGCUGCCAGAUCUUGUGUUGUAAAACGUGAAUUUAAAAGAGCUAAUAUGCUAAUUUGUCAAGCUUUGCGUAGAGCUAAAAUCAAGUUUGGACGUCAUCAUCAAAAAUAUGCGGAUGCGUUAUUAGAUUACGGUUUCUUCUUACUAAAUGUUGAUUCAGUAUCACAAAGUGUUGAUAUAUACGAAGAAGCACUUAGUAUUAAACGUCAUAUAUUUGGUGAUAACAAUUUCCAUGUCGCAAUAGCACAUGAAGAUCUUUCGUAUGCCUAUUAUGUAUAUGAGUACAGCUCAGGAAAUUUUAGAUUAGCAAAGGAAAAUGUAGAAAAGGCCGUUAAAUUGAUGAAAAAUUUAGUUCCGAGUAAUCAUUUAAUGUUGGCUUCUGCAAAACGAGUUAAAGCACUUUUAUUGGAAGAAAUCGCUCUUGACAAAAUGGCAGUAUCAGAUGGUAAAGAUGAGGAGGGUUUGUUAAUAGAAUCAGAAGAAUUGCACAUAUGUGCAUUGAAGUUAUCGCUAGAAGCAUUUGGUGAGAUAAACGUCCAAACUGCAAAACACUAUGGAAAUUUAGGUCGUUUAUAUCAAAGUAUGGGUCGAUUUGAAGAAGCUGAACGUAUGCAUAAAAAAGCAAUCAGAAUCAAAACUGAUUUACUAGGACCAUAUGAUUAUGAAGUUGGUUUAAGUAUUGGUCAUUUAGCUUCAUUAUAUAAUUAUCACAUGUUGAAGUAUCACGAAGCAGAAGAAUUAUACUUGAGAAGUAUUGAAAUAAGUCUCCGUUUAUUUGGAAAAGCUUAUUCAGGACUAGAAUAUGAUUACAUUGGCUUAUGUCAUAUAUAUGAUAGAUUAGGUGAACUUGAUAAAUGGGCUCAUUAUAGUCAUACAUUAGAAGUAUGGCAGAAUCUCAGAGGGGAACAUGAAAUUUUAAGAAAACCAACCUAUCCAGAAAUCUGUGAUGAUAGUAGUUUAAUUGAAUUAACACAAAAAUUUUUUGAAAUGUGUUCAAAUUCACCAACUGGUGAUGGUAAAUCAGAAGCAGCUCCAUUACAAGCUUUACGGGAUGAUGAAGAACCACCUCCAGCAUCGUCAUCCCAAUCACAGCAACAGCAACAUAUUACAAACUCGUUUUUUAGAUAUCAAUAAAUGAUUUGGAAAACAUUUAAAAUCAUAUAGCUUUAAAAGCUCCACUAAGUCUUUUUAUUUAUUCAUAAUAAUUGAGAAAGAAAAAAGUAAAGUUGAACCAAGGAUUAGAUUCUUUAUCCGUAUCUAAAUGAUUUUAAAGAAAGAAGUUUCAUACUUUUAUCAUUUUUUAAAUUAUAGACAAAACGAUGAGAAUUAGAAAAAAAUAUGAAAAUCGAAUCACAAAG
Molecule: messenger RNA, 2603 nt
Organism: Condylostylus longicornis
Lineage: Eukaryota; Metazoa; Arthropoda; Insecta; Diptera; Dolichopodidae
Gene: Pat1
Product: amyloid protein-binding protein 2
Exons: 7
Coding region: 412-2379 (655 amino acids)
Biological process (GO): intracellular protein transport
Molecular function (GO): protein binding
Source: RefSeq, a predicted model, not a curated record